Messenger RNA from Trematomus bernacchii (emerald rockcod), 1057 nucleotides. Its product is annotated as granulocyte colony-stimulating factor-like. The coding region runs from base 19 to 633 and encodes 204 amino acids. NCBI's taxonomy places the organism in Eukaryota, Metazoa, Chordata, Actinopteri, Perciformes, Nototheniidae. Gene Ontology annotation, cellular component: extracellular region. Gene Ontology annotation, biological process: immune response. The transcript has 5 exons. The record is from RefSeq and is a predicted model, not a curated record. Gene Ontology annotation, molecular function: cytokine activity.
GACACCGACACCUGAGACAUGAAGCCCGCCACAGUUGCCACCCUGCUACUCUGCUUCCUAUUGGUCGCUCUGACCCGCUCCGCCCCCCUAAGCUCCGCCCCCUCCGCGGCGCUGCAAGCGGCGGCAGAACGAGCGAAGACGCUGGUGGAGAAAAUCCUGAGAGACGUUCCUGCAGUGUACGAAGCUGCCGUCACCAUGCAGGGUCUGACCCUCGACCCCCCCUCACAGACCUCAGACCUGCAGAUGAUGGUCUCGUCUCUCGGCAUCCCCCCCGCCCCCGUCCUCAAGCCGCCCUCAGAGACCUUCACCCUGGCCGUCUGUGUGACCCGCAUGUCAGCCGGCUGCCAGCUGUACCAGGGGCUGCUGGGAGAUUUAUCAGAGAGGCUGAGCGGCCUAUCAGAUCUGAGGGCUGACUUGAGAGACCUGCACACACACAUCAACAAGAUGAAGGAGGCGGCUCACCUGGUCGGGGUGGGGGAGGGGCAGAGCGUGGACCUGGCCUCCCGUCUCCAUGGUAACUACGAGGUGCAGGUGGCGGCACACCUGACGCUGACGCAGCUCCGAUCGUUCUGUCACGACCUGGUCCGCAGCCUGAGGGCCGUCGCAGCCUAUCAGCUGCCUGGGAACCGCUAAGCCCCGCCCACUGCCUACAGGCCGACGCUAAGCCCCGCCCACUGCCUACAGGCCGACGCUAAGCCCCGCCCACUGCCUAUAGGCCAACGCUAAGCCCCGCCCACUGCCUAUAGGCCAACGUUAAGCCCCGGCACUGCCUGCAGGCCGCCGGGGAAACUCUAAGCCCCGUCCACCAUCUAGAGGAAACUGAUAAGCCCCGCCCACCAUCUACAGGCAAACACUAAGCCCCGCCCACUGCCUACAGGCCAACACUAAGCCCCGCCCACCAUGCUGCCUUAACGGACACAGUUUCAUCUGUCAUCCUGCAAUGCCUCAUGGGAAAUACUUUACAAUUCUUUUAUGAAUCGACGGUCAGUUUUCCUCUGAAUUAUGAACGGAAUCACACACACACACACACACACACACACACACACACACACACACA